GCAAGGCUUCCGACUCCCUCCAUUGACCGUGGCUCCCAUGAGGCCAGCGCGAUAGAAACCGUAUAUAUACUACGCCGCAUCCUGCGGCGAACCCAGGACGUCAGGCAUGAAGCUCUCCAUCCCGUUCCGACGGUUACUUCCCGCUUCCCCGAGACACUGGACCGCUCGCCAUUACUCGACUUCGCCAUCUACGCAACCUUCUAGUACCCAGUCGAGGUCAGCUAUGCCUUGGGUUUUGGGCGCGUUGGCGGGAGUUGGCGUCAUCGGCGGAGCUGGUUACGCUUGGUACCAUCUUUCCGGCGCGAAACGCGUGGUCGAUGUGGCAAGGGCGGGCAAGCAGCGCUACGACGAAACGAAGGGCAGCAUUGCCGAGAAGCGAGAGAAGGCCGCGGUCAUGAGCGCAGCUGCGAAGGAGAAGGCAACCAAUCUCUCAGACCGCUUGAAAGGGCGCUACCGUGCGACGGCAUCGAAGGAGCAGGAUGCAGACUCCGUUGAUGGCGCGGGAGGAGAUACGAAGGAAGACCGCCCACCUUCGUGAACACCCCCACGCCUCGUACUACGUGCCUUGCUUUUAAUGGUGAACCGCCGCUCCCGGCGCUAUCCUGCUUCUUUCUGGCCACCC
Molecule: messenger RNA, 622 nt
Organism: Trametes versicolor FP-101664 SS1
Lineage: Eukaryota; Fungi; Basidiomycota; Agaricomycetes; Polyporales; Polyporaceae
Exons: 3
Coding region: 224-538 (104 amino acids)
Source: RefSeq, a predicted model, not a curated record